Messenger RNA from Tetrahymena thermophila SB210, 2853 nucleotides. RefSeq names its product transmembrane protein, putative. Lineage: Eukaryota; Ciliophora; Oligohymenophorea; Hymenostomatida; Tetrahymenidae. The transcript has 11 exons. The record is from RefSeq and is a predicted model, not a curated record.
AUGGUAAAUAUUACAAACGUUAACGUUACAAAUUGCUAAUAUGUAUUUAAUGUUUUUGAACUAUGGUAAAUAAAAGAUCUUAAAGUUGUGAAUACUUCAUUAGUUUUAAAAUAAGAUAUUAAUGCAGUUUAGUAUCUAAGUGAUUCUGCUAUUUUAAAGGAUAUUGAAAUAUUUGAUUAAAAUAUUAAUUCAAAUAACAAUUAAAUUUAGUUCCUUUCUAUGAAUCAAUAAAAGAGUGAAGGAUUUUCUCUUAUUUCUAAGGAAAAAUUUAUGAAUUCUUGUAUUCUUAACAAUAACCCCUUAAUCCAUUUAAAUUAGCUGUCUAAUGUUGAGUUAAAAAAAUGCAAUUUAGUUACUAUUUCCGAGAGUCAUUUUACAAACAACAAAAAUAGUAAUGGCCCAGGAGGUGUUAUUUAUGCACUUGAUAACAUGGAGAUAAUUAUAUAAAAUUCUAUUUUUUGGCUUAAUACUUGUAAGUUAUAAAAUGGUGGAGCUAUUUAUAUGAUUAAUACUAUUAUGUAGGGAGUUUUAUAAAUAAAUUAAUCUUAGCUAAUAGAAAAUAAAUCAGUCUAUUCUUCAAGUGGUUCAAUUUAUCUCUAAAAUAAUAACUUGAUCCUGUAAAACUCAGUUAUAGCUUCAAAUUAGGCAUAAAUUGGUGGAGGAAUAAAUUAUGGUCAGGUUAUGCCAGAUUUUUUAAUUGAUCUGCAAAAAGGUAAUAAAAAUAAUAAUACUUUUAAAGACAAUCUAGCGUAUAUUUAUGGAUAAAAUUUUGGUUCUACUUUGAGUGGAGAUUAAAUAAAUUUUGAAAAAAUAUAAUUGCUUGAUGAAGAAAAUAAUCCAAUUAGAUUUGUAGAUGUUAACUCAACUGAUUUUUCAUUAUUAAGUAGUGAUAUUUAAUCUUUAGUGCAAUAAAUAAGUGUUUCUAUAUAAUGGAAUUAAGAAAACAAAGAAAUACAAUGCAUUGGAUAACUUUAAACAAAAUAAUUUACAAAUGGGGGCUUUAACUUAGAUGUUUAGAUUUUUUACAAACCUAUUUCUGAGUUGGUAUUAAAAAUAGUGAGCAAUUAAUUUCCUUCAUUAAAAGAUUCAAAUGGGAAUAUUGUGGUAAAUUCAGGUUAAAUAGAAUUAAUAUUGAAUAUAGAAUUAGAUUAGUGUUCAAUAGGAUAAAUAUUUAAAUAAUAUGGUAACUCAAUAACAUGUGAAUCUUGCCCUGAUGGUAAAUAUUCUUUAAGUUUAAAUGAUCAAGAGUGUAGACAAUGCCCUGAUUCAGCUGUCAAAUGUAUAGAUUCUAAUAUUUAAUUAAAAAACGGAUAUUGGAGAGAAAACGAAUAUACUGACAAUAUUAUCUACUGCAGUUUUAACCCUCUAUCGUGCUAACCAUAACUUUCUUCUUCUAAAUUUUACUGCGUUGAAGGACAUAAAGGUCCUCUAUGUUAUUAGUGUGAUACAUACGGUGAAAUUUGGGGAAGUAUAUAUUCUGAAAUAUAUAAUAAUGGAGAAUGCCAUAAAUGCGAAGAAAAUAUUGAAAAAAUAAUACUUUAUAAUUUAAUGGUAUACUUAAUGAUUUCUCUUUACAUAUUUUUAAUUGUAAAAAGAAUAAUAAAAUAGCUAGAAGCUAAAAUUAAAGGAUAUUAUUUAAAUAAAUUAGAAAUUAUUUAUUUAGGAUCAACAUUAAACAAAUCUGAUAGAUCAUAAAUUAUUUCUAAAAUUCUCACCGAUCAUUUAUAAAUACUAUCAUUAGUAUGCUCUUUUAUCUCAAAAAUGCCAGUUUUAUUUACUGUUCCUAUUUAGCUAUCAGGAAAUUCAGCUAGCUUAACUAGUAAAUCUAUUGAUUGUGUUUUUUCUAAACACCCUAAUCUACAACCUUUGUGGUUAUUCGAAUCUCUUUGGUCUUUUUCUUUACCUGUAGGAAUACUUAUUUUUUACUAUAUAAAAGGAAUUAUUUUAAAGCUAUUAAAAAUAGAUUUAUUUAUCAAGUAUUUAUAAACUGCAGCUAUUUUUAUUUAUUUUUACUUUUACCCUAUGGUAAUAACUCUUGCUAUUAGAUCUAUUAAUUGUAUAGCAAUAGGAGAUAAAAAAUAUUUAGAUCUAGAUUUUGGAAUUGAAUGUUAUGAUAAAAAUUAGCAUAAGCCGUACAUAUUCUUAUUUACAAUUCCUGUUAUUUUUAUAUGGGGUUUUUUAAUACCUUUAUUACUAUUCUUUAAAAUUUAUGAUACUAAAUCAAAAAAAAAGUCAUUUAUUAAAUAAAUAAAAUAUUCUUUCAUAUUUGCUGGUUAUAAAGAACAAUUUUAUUACUGGGAGUUUUGGGUAUUGACUUAUAAAACAAGUUUGAUUUUAAUAUCUGUUUUACUCAAAUAAGGCAUCUAAUUAAAGGAUUAUCAAGACUAAAAAUUCCUCAUUAAUAGCAGUAAAGAACAUGUUUCUAAAAUUUCAUAUUUUAACUUAAAAAAAAAUAUCCUUAAUUGCUUGAUGUAACAUCCUAAACUUAAAUUGGAUUUAAAAGAUAAUUAGGAUUCUAUUUUUUCACAAUCUUCACCAACUCACUAAAUAACUUAAUAUGAAAUAAAUGACGAAAAAAUUUUCACUUUUCAAAAUAGUAACUCUAUUAAAAGUAUGAAAAAUAAAUGGUCUUAUUACACAAGAAAUUCCAAAAAAAACUAAAUAUAUAGAACAUUUGAUAAGCCAAGCUUAAUAAAUAAUAAUAAUACAAGGGAAAGUAAUAUUUAUGAAACUGAAAGUUCCAAUUAAAAUAAUCAAUAUAAUAAUAUCUAAAUUAAUAAUAAUAAUAAUAAUAAUAAUAAUAAUAAUAAUAAUAAUAAUAAUAAUAAUAAUAAUGGGUAGGGAAAUAUUUGA